This is a messenger RNA of Aspergillus caelatus, 864 nucleotides long. RefSeq lists its product as uncharacterized. NCBI's taxonomy places the organism in Eukaryota, Fungi, Ascomycota, Eurotiomycetes, Eurotiales, Aspergillaceae. The record is from RefSeq and is a predicted model, not a curated record. The transcript is spliced from 3 exons. Bases 1 to 864 code for a protein of 287 amino acids.
AUGCCGGGAAUCAACGAGCAUGUCGUCUCUCGCGCCUCUAAUUCAACCCGAACGGGUAUUCCAGCCGUCUGGAUGAGGGCGGGUACUUGGAAAGGACUUUUUAUUCAUGAGCAUGGCCUCCCUUCAUCCAGAGACCUUUGGGCACCAAUUCUACACUCUGCUCUAGGUUCGGCGGAAACCGACAAGAGGCAACUCAGUAGAGUCGGAGGCGCGACAUCAACCACUUCUAAGGUGGCAAUAAUUCGCAAGUCUGCAAUACCCGGGGUGGGCGUCGACUAUACCUUUAUUCAGAUUGCCCCGGAUCAAGCCCAAGUUGACACGACAGGGAAGUGUGGAAACACGGCGUCCGGGUGGACACCACAGUGUUUAACACCCAACACUCAGCAAAUCCUGGUAGAGACCGUUCACGUCAUCUCGGACGGUAAGUUUUCCGAGGACGGCGACUACAGCAUAGCAGGGUUAGAGGCACCCCUAAAGUCGCCCUUUUGUAUCCAGGUCGACGCGAGCCUGGGUCAACCUCAUCCCAGCCUUCAGUUGACGGGGGCUGUCUGCCUUGGCACUGUGCUAAGCAUCCCAGGAACGGUGGCACGGGAUCUUCGGCGCCAAGAAGACGCAAAUGAUGAGCACAAUGUCUCUCCAAAAUGGCAAGUCAUGGCGAUGAAUCCAACGAUGAAAACAGUCAAGUGGUCGCUCAAACACCCCAGCGGACUGAUGGACGUGGAGGCGAAGUCGGAAACGCACGAGAACGGGGAGACAUCCGUGGAGAGCGUCAGCGUAUUUCCCACUGCACGACGACUGUUUGAGAGAAAGUUUUCAUCGCCUAUAAUCACAGGUCGUGGUUCUGAUUGGAUGAUUUUAAGAUAA